Molecule: messenger RNA, 1514 nt
Organism: Ceratitis capitata (Mediterranean fruit fly)
Lineage: Eukaryota; Metazoa; Arthropoda; Insecta; Diptera; Tephritidae
Product: beta-1,4-N-acetylgalactosaminyltransferase bre-4
Exons: 1
Coding region: 126-1094 (322 amino acids)
Biological process (GO): glycosphingolipid biosynthetic process; carbohydrate metabolic process
Molecular function (GO): N-acetyl-beta-glucosaminyl-derivative 4-beta-N-acetylgalactosaminyltransferase activity
Source: RefSeq, a predicted model, not a curated record
AUUAAGAAGUUUUUAAUUACAAAAAUGUUUUCUAUCGCAAUAAUAAAUCCUUUGUAGUAAAAGAAACAUGUAUUACUUGUUAGUACUAGGAAAAUUAUUUCAAUUUAAAUAAAAUAAUUGACAGUAUGAAUAUAAAAAUUUAUCAAAGAAAUUAUAAUGUAAUAGAGCUUCUUGUACGUGGCGCCGGUGCAUUAUUAGUGAUUUAUUGGAUUAUGCCAUGGCGAUUUGCUUCCCACUACGAAUACAUACAGCGGAAAGAUAUAAGACACGAACUUAUCGACCAGGUCACCAGUAACAUUUCCAUGCAACGUCUGCCACCAUGUGAAUAUAAUGAUAUUUUAGCAAAUAAUGUAAAUACAUAUCGUACACAAUUUCGUGAGCAUGUUUUGCGUGGAGAGGAGAUACUACCGGGUGGCGAAUAUUUUCCCGAGGACUGUAGCGCACGCUUUAGCACUGCAAUCAUUGUGCCUUACCGAAAACGGGAGGAGCAGUUACAUGCUUUUCUUAUCUAUAUGCACAAUUAUCUGCGACAACAACGCAUACAUUAUCGAAUUUUCUUAGUUGAGCAAUACGACCAUAAACCGUUUAAUCGAGCGAAACUUUUUAACAUUGGGUCAAAUAUUGCUGCAGAAUUUGAGUUUCCCUGCUUAAUUUUGCACGAUGUCGAUUUGCUUCCAAUGAAUCUUGGUCAAAUCUACGCUUGCACACAGAAACCUCGUCAUAUGUGCUCCGCCUUGGACAUUUUUCGAUUCACAUUGCCAUAUAGAGGGCUAUUCGGAGGUGUCGUAGCGAUACGCACCCAACAAUACCGGUUUAUUAACGGUAUGUCGAAUCUAUUCGAAGGUUGGGGAGGAGAGGAUGACGAUUUCUUCAAUAGAUUGAAUUGGCACAAAAUAGAUAUUUGCCGCUUUGAACCAAGUUACAGUACAUAUACGAUGAUGAAACAUAAACCAGAAAAAAGGAAUAAAGACCGUAUUGCACUUUUGAAAAGCGGAUAUAAACGAUUUUUAUCCGAUGGACUUAAUUCAUUGAUAUACAAGGAAAAAGAACGCCGCAUUCAUAGCCUAUUCACACAUAUCCUUGUAGAAACGUGAAUUGAGAUAUUGUCCAGCGAAGGGAUAAUUGAUAAUUUUAAUUUUGUAUAUUCAUCCGUUUAUUCAAGUAUGAAGUUGAAAAAUGGAGUAAGGCUUGUGCUGGUAUUUGACGAAACUAUGUCUUGAAGAUAUUCAUACGCAUAUUUUUUUGUCUUAUAUUGUAAUUGCAUAUAGAGAGUGCGAUUUUCUAGUCUAGAAAUUAACACGUGCCCGUACAAUUAGCAUAAACGCCCUCGCACAGGAACUUGCACAACUUGCGGCUAAAAAUUAAUAAAUAUUAUAAAUAGACUUAUAUCCUAUAGCAAAUAUGUCCAGUGCUUUAAAUUGUUUUAAAUUUAGAGCACAAAAUAAUGCCGAUUUAAGUAGAUAUAAUACUUGACUAGUGACGAUAAUAAAUUAAUGCUAAAAAUAACGAUACGU